AAAUGCAUUUCCCAAUCAUUAGCUAACAUGUGGAAGCUGUUCGCUUGACUGUCAAAUUCUACCAAAUGCUUGCUAAAAACAUAUUUUACGUUUAUCACUGGAUAGUUAGCUAUCAACCCAUCUGAAGAUAUCUGGAUUUUGCGUGUACAAUACUUAACUUUAUUCUUCAGCCUAAUCAUUCAAAGUGGAUUGGUAGCUAAAUUAUUGGUUAACGUUAGCUAGCAUGUCCUCGAAGUCGUUUCUCCAUUGUUUACAGUACUAGCAGUGUCAGUGGGUUAGUCAGUCAAGUCAUCUGUAGAUCGCUAAUUAACGUAAGUGCCCAUCAUGUCAGCUUGCAAGCGUUUGCUUUACAUUGUUAAACACAGAGGGAUAUGGCCAUCGAUAUGGAGGAGAAAUGUCACCACUUGGUCACCUGUAGGAGCUGCCUUCAAUGCCAAACCUCACAGAAGACUUGAGUUGUUUGAAAAAAAUGUGGGCUUGUUUGGAGUCCCAGAGCUGAGCUCCCCUGCUGGCUUCGAGGUGACCACUAAAAGGGCUCUGAAGGACACACAGGAGCUGGUGGAUAAAGUCUGCAGCAGCCCUCCUGGAGCUGUUACUGUGGAGACUUUUGACCAACUCUCAGAUGGCUUGUGCAAAGUAGCAGACCUGGCUGACUUUGUGAAAGUGGCACAUCCGGACCCGUCCUUCCGUGAGGCAGCAGAGAAGACAUGUAUAGAGAUCGGCACAGUUGUAGAAAAACUCAACACCAAUGUUGACCUUUGUAGAAGUUUAAAGAAUUUGUUGGAUAACAAAGACGUUUUUGCUCAGUUGGACCCAGAAACAAGGAAAGUGGCUGAGCUGUUCAUGUUUGACUUUGCAAUCAGUGGAAUUCAUCUGGAUGAAAAACUGCGGAAAGAGGCUGUCAAGCUUCACGUCAAGCUCUUGGAUCUAAACAAUGAGUUUCUUAUGGGCUCUCACCUCCCAAACAGAAUAGCAAAGUCGGCUAUACCUGAGUACAUUCAUUGCCACUUUGCAACGGAGGGCAGUUUCAUUCAGAUUGGGGGUCUACACGCUGAGUCCUCUAAUGACCUGGUUCGGGAGGUUGCCUAUAGGAUUUUCCUCUACCCAAAUGCAGAUCUGAUGGAGUGUCUGGAAGAGCUGUUGAAAUGCAGGAACAAACUGGCCAAACUGGUGGGAUAUGAGUCUUACGCACACAGAGCUUUACAGGGAACCAUGGCCAAAACCCCAGAGACGGUGAUGAACUUCCUCCAGCUACUGACGGACAAACUCUCCGAAAGAACCGCAAUAGACUUUGAGAUGAUUAAAGACAUGAAGACAAAACUCAACCCCCUUAAUGCGGAGCUUAUGCCAUGGGAUCCUCCAUACUUCAGUGGUGUGUUGCGUGCUGAAAGGUACAACAUUGAGCCCAGCCUCUACAGCCCCUACUUCUCCCUGGGGUCUUGUAUGGAGGGCCUGAACAGCCUCUUCACCAAGCUCUAUGGAGUCUCUAUCAUGUCUGAACAUCCAAGUGCAGGAGAGGUGUGGAAUGAUGAUGUCCGCAAACUGGCUGUAGUUCAUGAGACAGAGGGGUUGCUGGGAUACAUCUACUGUGACUUCUUCCACAGAGCAAAUAAACCUCACCAGGACUGCCACUUCACCAUCCGCGGUGGGCGGCAGUGCCAGGAGAGUGGACAGUACCAGCUGCCUGUAGUGGUGCUGAUGCUGAGCCUGCCCCACCCCACCAAGAGCGCCCCCACCCUGCUCACGCCGAGCAUGAUGGAGAACCUGUUCCACGAGAUGGGUCAUGCCAUGCACUCCAUGCUAGGGCGCACACGCUACCAACACAUCACAGGAACCAGAUGUGCCACUGACUUUGCUGAGGUCCCCUCUAUUCUCAUGGAGUACUUUGCCACUGAUUAUCGUGUAGUGAACCAAUUUGCCCGCCAUUAUCAAACAGGACAGCCUCUGCCUCAGAGCAUGGUGGCUCGCCUGUGUGAGUCCAAAAAGGUGUGUGGUGCGGCAGACACUCAACUACAGAUUUUCUACUCUGCUCUGGAUCAAAUGUAUCAUGGAAAACCCCAAAACCGGUCAACGACUGAUAUCUUAAAGGACAUGCAGCAUAAAUUCUACGGCCUACCGUACACUCCAAACACGGCAUGGCAGCUGAGAUUCAGCCACCUCAUUGGCUACGGGGCCAAGUACUACUCCUAUCUCAUGUCCCGCGCUGUGGCCUCCAUGGUGUGGAAACAGUGUUUUGUUCAGGAUCCUUUAAACAGGGACAUGGGAGAGCGCUACCGUAGGGAGAUGCUCGCCCAUGGGGGAGGGAAGGAGCCCAUGCUCAUGGUGGAAGUGAUGAAACAACAAAUGAGAAAUUAGGAGUGUUUACUCUUGAGGACAACUUUAAAGGGAUGCUGCAGAGACAGCCCACCAUUGAGGACUUUGUGGACGCCCUGGUGACUGACCUGAACCCAGACUUUGAGACCUUCAUCAUGGACUCUACAAGCUGAUUAGCUUGAUCAAUCUUCGACUCUUCAAUUCAGUUUCAGCCACGACUUGAAUUGUGUUGCUGUGGAAUGGACUCACAUGAUCAGAAAAUGCAAUUAACUAUUAAUCCUUUCAAAAGGCAGAUAACUGUAGCUGUAUGCAGUCACUGUAAACGUAUGUUUUUUUAUGCAAUUUUUGUAUACGAGCUAGCUAUUUAGUGAUUUGGCUCAACCAUAGGUUCUGUGUGGUUCAUGAAAGUCUGUGCAGAUCUGUGCAUAUACCACAUGUAUUAUACCAUACUGUCUUACACAUAUUUUUGUCAUUGAUGCAUAUAAAUUAUGGAAAGCACAAAAAGUGCAUCAUUUCAUUCAGAAUAUUGCAAUAAUGAGCAAUGUAAUCUUCAGCACUGAGAAUGUAUGUUUGAAACAUCUGUUCCAAUAUCCAUGUAAAUAGAUAAGUUGAAGUAUGUAGACAUUAUUUGUAUAAUCUGUCCAAGAGAAAAUACUAAACUCUGUGAGCGUUGAAUAUCAUUUUCUGCAAAAGUAUGAGCAGUUCAUUGUUAUUUCCUGUUCAGAUCAGACAGGACAAAUACAACACCUGCUAUUCCUGACAUAGUGUUUUGACUUAAAUGCAAAUCUGCUCCCUCUGA
Oncorhynchus tshawytscha (Chinook salmon) is the source of this 3112-nucleotide messenger RNA. RefSeq names its product mitochondrial intermediate peptidase. Gene Ontology annotation, molecular function: metalloendopeptidase activity. NCBI's taxonomy places the organism in Eukaryota, Metazoa, Chordata, Actinopteri, Salmoniformes, Salmonidae. The record is from RefSeq and is a predicted model, not a curated record. The transcript has 20 exons. Gene Ontology annotation, cellular component: mitochondrion. Gene Ontology annotation, biological process: peptide metabolic process. Bases 325 to 2355 code for a protein of 676 amino acids.